Messenger RNA from Cryptococcus wingfieldii CBS 7118, 639 nucleotides. RefSeq lists its product as hypothetical. The record is from RefSeq and is a predicted model, not a curated record. Lineage: Eukaryota; Fungi; Basidiomycota; Tremellomycetes; Tremellales; Cryptococcaceae. Bases 1 to 639 code for a protein of 212 amino acids. The transcript has 4 exons.
AUGCGAUUCUCUUCGAUCUUUGUCGCCGCGCUCCCCAUCCUCGGCUCGGUCUUUGCUGCCCCCCUCAACACUGAGGCCAAAAAGGACCUUGCUGCUGCUCCUGCCGAGCUUGUCCAGCGUGACAGCUCUUUGCUCGACAUUCUUGGCGAGCUCAAGGCCGACAUCGAAGCCGCUGGUUCUCUCUCCGGUGUGACCGCCGAGGUCGACAUCACCGCGACUGUCCAGGUCGCCGUCGACGCUCUCAUCAAGGCUGGAUCCGCCCUCGGAGCCGACCUUUCCUUGGGUGUGGACGCCGAAGUGAGUGUCUCCAUUGCCGGUCUCAAGCGAGAGAUUGAGGAGCGAGCUAUCGACAAGACUGUCGUUGCCCAGGUUUUGGUUGACAUUAUCGCUACUAUCAACGUAAACAUCCUUACCCCUGCUAAGCCCUACCUCUCUUCCUGCACUUGCCAGGAGUCCACCUCCCUCAUCAAGGAGCUCGACACCCUCUUGACCGGUCUUCUCUCUUGCGUCGACUCUCUCCUUGGCGGCAUCUUGAUCCUCGUCAAGGGCUUGCUUAUCAAGACUCUUGGUUUGGUCUCCACUUUGCUCGGUGGCCUCACCGGUCUCUUGGGUGACGUCCUUUCCGUCCUUGGCCUCUAA